AUGAUUGAAUGCUUACGGCAAAUUGCGGAGAAAGUGCAACAAUGGGCGAAACAACAGGGCCCGGAAGUUCUGAUGCAGCUGGAGAAACAAAUACGCAGAUACGGAGGGGCGGCCAUGAAAGCGAUGUCGGCAGUGCGGGCACAGGACAACAUGAAGGACAACAGCACGUUGAGUGUGCAGGAGCAGUUGGAGCACAAGAAUCUCGCUACCCAAUGA
Messenger RNA from Gongylonema pulchrum, 216 nucleotides. NCBI's taxonomy places the organism in Eukaryota, Metazoa, Nematoda, Chromadorea, Rhabditida, Gongylonematidae. The record is from the annotation of a GenBank genome assembly.